Messenger RNA from Blepharisma stoltei, 1390 nucleotides. NCBI's taxonomy places the organism in Eukaryota, Ciliophora, Heterotrichea, Heterotrichida, Blepharismidae. The record is from the annotation of a GenBank genome assembly.
AUGGACACUGUUGGAGGAGGUGGAAAACCCUGACUAAAACCCAAAGCACUUAUUUGUUAUAUUUGUGGAAGAGAGUUUGGGACAGCUUCUUUGCCAAUUCAUCAAAAAAAUUGUGCAAGACUGUGAGAAGAGCGAGAAAAAUUAAAACCUAAAAGGGAACGAAGGCCAGUUCCAGAAGCCCCUAAGGAGAUUGAGAUUGCAUCUGUAGGCUCUAAUAGUAUAGACCAGUUUAAUGAAGUCGCAUUUAAUGCUUAUACAAGUAAAUCAAUGGUACAAUGCCCUAAUUGCGCAAGAAAAUUCCUCGAAGAUCGCUUAGUUGUCCAUUUGCGAAGCUGCACAUCAGAAAAUCCAUGCAAGCCAGUUAGACCUAUAACUCCAGUUAAAGAAGAGCCUAUAAAAACUCAAGCAAAUCCAAUUCCUAUCACAUCUCAAUCAAUGAAUUUUAAGCCUUCAAGAGUUGUAUCGUCAAAUUCAGCAUCAUCCCAAGGAAUACCUACAAAGCAAUCUAUUCUUGAUAUUCUUUAUAAAAUAGCUAAUUAUAAAUAAUUAAUUUUUAUUAUUCUAUUUUAAUAGAAAACGAGUCUUAUAACUAAUAAAAAUAUGAUAAAAUCUUUGGAAAUAGAAUAAAUAUAUGUCAGAAUCUAAACUAAAAACCCAAGAAAUCAAUGAAUUUCCUUCUGAAAUAAAAAGUUUAGAAAUUCCAAGAUCAGCGAAUAAAGGAGCUGAAAUUGAAGACUCAGAAAUAAAAACUAUUGAAGAAACUUUAAGGCAAUCUACUAUAAGAAGUAAAGAAAUUUCACAGAUUUUAAGACCGAAAUCAAUUCAAGGAAGUCUGGAAGAAACUAAGGUGGGUGUUAAAGCUCCAAAUCAAACUUCUUAUGAAUUUCAGCCUGAAGAAGACAGCAGAGUGCCUUGCUCUAAAUGUGGCAGAAAAUUUAAUCCUGAUAGAGUUGCAAAGCAUGAAGAAAUCUGUAAAGGAGAAGCCGAAACAGAAUAUAAAAAACCAAAAGAAGAAGCAAAAGUUUACUCAAAAUCCCCAGAGCCAGCAAGAUCAACGACUCCUAAACCCAAAAAAGCUGAAGAAACUGUAGAAUGCCCCUAUUGCACCAGGAAUUUCGAUCCGAAAGUAGCUGAGAGGCAUAUACCUAAAUGUAAGGAUAUUGUAAAUCGUCCAAGUCCGCCAGCACAAAAAGCUAAAAGUGCCAGCCAAAGUGUCAUCAUAAAUAAGCCAGCGCUAUUAGGAAACUCUAAUUCGCCAGCUAAAAGUCCAGAGUUUCGACAAACAGAAAAGCCAUUUAGAGACAGUACAGAGAAAGUCUUUUGUCAUAACUGUGGAGAAAGAUAUUAUCCAAACGCUAAAUUCUGCUCCUUUUGUGGAGAAAAGAAAUAA